AUGCCACACCGUGCGACUGCGCUGUCGCUCCUCGCGGCCGCGGUCGUCGUCCUCGGCGCCGACCAGAACGACCCGACGCUGCCGGUCAAGUCGGGCGUCGGCAUCUGGAUCGACGUCGACACGCCCGCCGACCAGUACCAGAUCACGAGCUCGCGCGGCGAGACGUGGGACCUCGUCAUGAGCGACGAGUUCAAUAUCGAAGGCCGCAACUUUACUGCUGGCGAAGACCACCUCUGGACAGCGCUCGACAUUCCCGAUGGCGUCAACCGUGCGAUUGGCAUCUACACGCCCGAGAAUGCAAUCACGCAGAACGGCUCGUUCCACAUCCGCGUCGACUCGCGCGAGAUUGACGUGAGCUUCUACAACGUCUGGUCGGAAGCGCCUGCGUGGGCGUCCAAGAAGAUGUGGUAUGCCUCGGCGAUGAUGCAGACGUGGAACAAGUUUUGCGUCCAAGGCGGCUUUGUCGAGAUCUCGGCCAAGAUGCCCGGUGCUACCAAUAAGGAGUCGCUCAACUCGCACGUGACUGGCAAGCGCUGGGACGGCACCAAGGACAUUCCCGUGAAACCCAUGGAUCGGAUUCCCGAAAUCCGGUUUUACCCAACCUGGCCGGGCCUUUGGAUGAUGGGCAAUUUGGGCCGAGCGCUCUUUGCAGCGUCGACCAACCGCGUCUGGCCCUGGACGUACAACGAGUGCGACGAGCGGUACCGGACGUCCCAGCGCAUCUCAGCGUGCGACCCGAACCCUGGCUAUGGCAUGCACCCCUACAUGGGACGUGGGUCGCCCGAAAUCGACAUCCUCGAAGGCGGUGGCAGUGACAUCUCGUCGUCGAUCCAGAUCGCGCCGGGCAUGCCGGACGAGUACCGUCUGAAGUUCCCGGAUAUGCAGUACGAACGAACCAACUACACCGACCCCCAAGGUCGCAAGGGCCAGGGCCACCUCUUUUGCUACUACGAAAAGACGUGUACGACACCAGGCGCCAACAUGGCUGACGUUCCGACGUCGGCGUUUGCGUCUCGCGGCCACAAGUCGUGGUACCAAGGCCUGCGAUAUGCUGCAAACGAACGGUGCACACCGGUGCAAGCCCUAAAGCAGCAGUACGAGCCCGUCGCCAAGGCGCAGAAUGGCCCCAUCAUCGACAACCAGUGGGACGUCAAGACCAUUAGCUCGGGCCGCGACCUCCACGCAGAUCUGGGCCUCAUCGACGGCAAGGGUCCUCUUCAUUGGGGCAUCAACUACAACGGGACGUGCUUCCCGAUUGCGAACGGCUACAAGGGCGGCUUCCUCUGCGAUCGCGACAGCCAGUUCUCCAAGUGCGAGAACCCGCGCAAGGACUGGCAGGUGCCGACCAAGAUGAUGGAGCCGUUCGAGUAUCAAAUGGACGCUAUCUCGUCCAACUGGCAGAUCAGCUUUGAGGCAUACACGACGUACUACAAGUACCAGCUCGAGUGGGUUAUUGGUGACGAAGGCUACGUGCGCUGGAACCUCGCGGGGGCGCCGAUCUUUGAGAUCCCGUCAGCGUCGUUGACCAACCCGCCGCAGGGCCCGCCAGGGAAGGAGAAGAAUCCCCCCAAGAUCAUGAUCGAAGAGCCGAGCUACUUUAUCUUCAACGUCGCGAUGGCGUCGGCCUGGGGUGCCACACCGCCCAACUGGGAAAUUGGCGGCUGCCGCGGCAACGCGACGCAUCCUAAACCAGGUUCGUGGGAGCACAAGGUGACCAACAACAUUUGCGACUCGUUUCCCAUGUUCCUCUCGGUCGACUACAUCCGCGUCUGGCAAGACACCAAGACGAUGAGCGUCGGCUGCGACCCGGCGUCGCACCCGUCCAAAGAGUUUAUCAAGGCGCACAUCACCAACUACACCGACCCGAAGAACCCGUAUAUCAUCGUGGCAGGCGGCGCGACCUGCAACACGGAUGACGACUGCACGCCGGCUGCUAGUAUCACGGGUUCGUGUGUGAACCGCCGCUGCAAGUGCAUGGGCGUCUGGACGGGGCCCCGGUGCACCAAGUACGACCUCGAAGAGUCGACGUACGGCCCGCCGAUGUACGCGAUGGUGGGCAUCUUUGGCGUUGCAUUCCUCGGGCUUGGCUUUUCGACGUUGGUGCGCAGCCGACGACACGCGAUUCUACGCCUGCAGCACGAGCACGAGCUCCGCGCCGAGAAGGAGCGAAGCCACUCGGCUGCGUCCAACGACCCACUGCCUCCGCAAGCCAUGGCGUCGGAGGUGAGUAUCAUUAUGGGUGACCCUCCAAAGGCUGCGCACGAUCACCGACCGUCCCCGUACUAG
Messenger RNA from Saprolegnia parasitica CBS 223.65, 2286 nucleotides. RefSeq lists its product as hypothetical. Gene Ontology annotation, molecular function: glucosidase activity. The transcript has 6 exons. Bases 1 to 2286 code for a protein of 761 amino acids. Gene Ontology annotation, biological process: (1->6)-beta-D-glucan biosynthetic process. NCBI's taxonomy places the organism in Eukaryota, Oomycota, Saprolegniomycetes, Saprolegniales, Saprolegniaceae. The record is from RefSeq and is a predicted model, not a curated record. Gene Ontology annotation, cellular component: endoplasmic reticulum membrane; plasma membrane.